GCGACGGGGAGGUGCCACCAAUCCGCUUCCCCUUCCCUCCCACGCGCACCAAUGAAACGCACGCGGAGGCGGAGCCCGUGUCUAAAUUGUCAGGGUUGGUUUCACGGCGACUUCACGAGCUGCCGUCGUCCGCCGCCGUCCCAUUGGUGCAGGUGAUCUGUCUCCACGAGAGAGAAUGCGAAAGGAGAGAGGAGGAGAGGGGAAGAGAGAGGGGACCGCGCCGUUGAAAAGUGUUCAGGGCACGAUUGAUAAAAGGAUACCGGCAGUUUGAAUCGUCCGCGGCACUCGGGCAAAAGACAGAUUGAUUGAAAAGGGGCACUUUGAGAUAUGAUGAGGUUUAUUUUUGGUUGGCAAUAGUACUAUGAUUUGGUAUGUGGCCACUUUGAUAGCAAGUGUUUUCAGCACCCGAGCAACGGCAGCUCAAGGUGCCCCCCGCGGAGUGCAGGACGAGCCCCAGUUUGUGACGGCGCGCGCGGGCGACAUCGUCAUCCUGGGAUGCGACGUGCCCCACCCCCUCAACGGUCAGCCCUACGUGGUGGAGUGGUUCAAGUAUGGAAUGCCCAUCCCCUUCUUUAUCAACUUCCGCUUCUACCCCCCACAUGUGGACCCCGAGUACGCUGGCCGAGCCAGUCUGCAGGGCAAGUCUUCCCUGCGGAUAGAGAAUGUGCGCUCCGACGACCAGGGCUGGUACGAGUGCAAGGUGCUGAUGCUCGAGCAGCAUUAUGACACCUUCAACAACGGCAGCUGGGUGCAUCUAACCGUCAACGCUCCGCCCACCUUCACGGAGACGCCCCCGCAGUAUGUGGAGGCCAAGGAAGGGGGCAGCAUCACCCUGACCUGCACGGCCUUUGGGAACCCAAAGCCUUCCGUGGGCUGGCUGCGCGAGGGCAACCUGCUGGUCAACAGUGCCAAGUACAAGGUGUCUGAUGGCAGUCUCUCGGUGCUGACCAUCCACAGGGAUGACAGAGGGGCGUACACCUGCCGAGCUUUCAGCCCCCAAGGAGAGGUCAUCCACACCACACGUCUGCUCGUACAAGGACCUCCGUUCAUCGUUUCGCCACCAGAGAACAUCACGGUAAACAUUUCCCAGGACGCCUUCUUCACCUGCCAGGCUGAGGCCUACCCGGGCAACCUGACCUACACCUGGUUCUGGGAGGAGGACAACGUCUUCUUCAAGAAUGACCUGAAGCGCAGAGUCAGUAUUCUUAUUGACGGUUCCCUCAUCAUCGCUCAGGUCAAGCCCGAGGAUGCUGGGAAAUACACUUGUAGCCCUAGCAACAGCCUGGGUCAGGCCCCAACUGCCUCGGCCUACAUGACCGUGCAAUACCCUGCCCGCGUUCUGAACAUGCCCCCCGUCAUUUACGUGGCCAUCGGUCUACCCGGCUUCAUCCGAUGUCCCAUCGACGCCAACCCGUCGGUCACCAUGGUGAAGUGGAAGAAGGACGGCCUUCCUCUACGGAUAGAAAAGUACCCCGGCUGGAGCCAAACGGAUGACGGGAGUAUCCGCGUGGCAGAAGUGACGGAGGACUCUCUGGGCACCUACACCUGCAUGCCUUACAACGCCCUGGGCUCAAUGGGAUGGUCCACUCCGGCCCCCCUGGUGCUAAAGGUUCGUCCUCGUGCUCCGACCCCGCCCAAGUUCUCGGUGGUUCCUGGAGAGUACAGGCAGGAAGUGGGCAGAGAGCUGGUGAUCCCCUGCGAGGCGGAGGGGGACCCCUUCCCCAACAUCACCUGGAGGAAGGUAGGGAAGCCCAGCAGAAGCAAGCACAACGUCCUGCCCCGGGGCAGCAUCAAGUUCAAGUCGCUCACCAAGGAAGACCACGGCGAGUGGGAGUGUGUUGCCACCAACGUAGCUACGAGCAUCACUGCCAGCACCCACCUCCUAGUCAUAGGCACAAGCCCGCACGCCCCUGUCAGCGUCCACGCGGUAGCGUCCUCCACCUGGGCCAACGUGUCCUGGGAGGCCGGCUAUGACGGAGGCUUCCCGCAGACAUUCUCAGUCUGGUACGGACAUGUGCUGAAGAGGGAGCGGCUGGGACCCCACGACUGGCUGUCGGUCCGGUGCCGGGGGGGCCAAGCCUGGCUGCUGGCGGCCGGCUUGGAGCCAGAGACGGCCUACCAGUUCAGCGUGCUGGCCCAGAACAAGCUGGGGACGGGCCCCUUCAGCGAGGUCGUCACUGUGAACACACUAGUAUUUCCUAUAAGUACCCCCGAGCCAUUGGUGCUGCUUACCCAACCACGGUGCCUCACAGCCAAUCGCACGCAGCAGGGAGUCCUGCUCACUUGGAUCCCGCCGGCCAAUCACACCGCACCGAUCCAGCAUUACAUCAUGGAGUUCCGGCUGGGCGAGCGCUGGGACGUGCUGGACGACAGCAUCCCCGCCAGCGAGACGGAGCUGCUGGCUCGCGACCUGAUUCAGGAAGCCUGGUAUGAGUUCCGCAUCAUGGCCGUCAUGGACGACCUGGUCAGCGAGCCCAGCAACAUAGUGGGCGUGUCCAGCACAGAUUUCUUCCCGCCUCCGGAGAUGGUGGAGGAGGGCGGUCUGGCGCGUCCCGUGGUGGCGGGCAUCGUCGCCACCAUCUGUUUCCUGGCCGCCGCCGUCCUCUUCAGCACCCUGGCCGCCUGCUUCGUCAACAAGCAGCGCCGGCGCAAGCUCAAGAGGAAACGAGACCCACCUUUAUCAAUCACACACUGCAGAAAGAGCGUGGAGGCAGCGAGUCCUCUUAGCCCCCUUCCUGGCAUUGAGCCCUACUGGGAGGGGCUGGACACCCGGAGGUACAAGCCUCCAUCUUCUAGUCCUCAGUCAUCAGGGAAGGUGAGUCCAGAGAGCAUGCAUUCCAAGGAGACUCCCUCAGACUCAUCUGACGAUGGCCUUGACUUGCACCUCAAGAAGAUUCCCACAAGCCCCGGGAGGAAAGAGGAACUAUCUUUAUACAAGAAGACCAAAAGAGCAAUAAUAAGCAAGAAGUACGGCAUUUCCAAGCACGAAGCUGAGGCCACAACACCGAUUGAACUGAUCAGUCGAGGACCGGAUGGACGCUUUGUAAUGGACCCCUCGGACGUCGAAAUGUCUGUGAAGCCCCGACGAAUCGAGGGCUUCCCGUUCGUGGAGGAGUCAGACCUUUACCCUGAGUUCCGACAGUCGGAUGAAGAAAACGAUGACCCCAGGCCUUUACCACCCGUCAUGGCUACACUUAGGCCUCACCAGAUAUCCCCCAUCUCCAGCCAGGAGUCCUAUCUGAGGCCCCCUGCCUACAGCCCUCGCUUUCAGAGGCCCUUGGAAGGUAUGACUAUCAUGGAGAGCAGUCGACUCCAGGCCACAGGGCAAAUCCGGAGCUCCCUCCACCACAGAGCGUUCUAUGGAUACCUAGGCAGCCAUAGAGACCAUGACCCCCCUCCUCCUUUCUACAUGCCGGAGACCAGCCCGCUCAGCUCUGUCAUGUCCUCCCCUCCGUACCUCACCGAAGGUCCGUUCGGUCACCCGAUGAUUCCCGAAGACAUGGGGGACGGCGAUUACCAACAGUACGCCGUCUCCGGUUUCCCCCUUCCCUUGACACUCGCCUCCUCGUCCCGUUCACCGGAGAUAUGGCAGGGGGUGGACUUCACGUUCGCAAGUCUAGAGGGACCACACUUUAUCUUCCCCCCACCACGCCCUUUCCACCUCCACCGCCACGACUCUCCCUACCCACCCCCGCCUCCUCCUCCUCAUGUCCUUCCCCUUAGCUCCUUCCAGCCCCCUCCUCUACCGAUGCCCACCUACCCCGCUGUCCUGCCACUUGAGGCUUCCAAGGGCCGCCUAGGGAAGUCGCCAAGUAAGGCCAGGCCUCGUGGCUCCCCAGCCAGGCAUAUAACGAUGCAAGAGGCUCAUCUAGGGCAGCUAAGGCAUACAAGUCACGGCAUGGGUGUGCCGGUUUUACCUUACAAUGAACAAAUGGCACGAAUAGUCCCCAGCACAUUCAGCAGCCUGGACACUCGGUGGUUUGAAACCGCCCCUCGUUUCAGCCCCAGGCAGGUUCGUAGAAUGGAUCCCGGAAUACAUCAAGUGGUCCUCCAGCCCUCCCGACUCUCUCCCCUGACCCAGAGCCCUCUUAGUUCUCAUCAGGGCUCUCCGGAGAUCUUAGUGCGUCCCCGACCGCGUCCCAGCAUUGUCCAACCUCCCAUACCUCCGGAGAUGUCUGAGAUCACACUCCUUCCUCCUUCCACAGCCAGCUUCUCAAGGAGAUCCUCUCCCUCCUCCUCACCUGCCAAAGGCCAGGCUAGCAGGAGGUCAAGUCCAAGCUUCCGUUCCCACAUGGCCUUUGCCACCUCUGCAACCAGCUACCCGUCCCAGUCCCCUUCACCCCCCAUGGAAAGCAGCAACAUGUUUGGGCAGAUGCCAUCUCAGAGGAGGACUGAGGAGGGGAUACUUCCAUCUGAGCCCUCUCCACCCCAGUUGUCAGCUUCAGGAAGACGCAGAGGUGCCCCCAGUGCCCAGCCGGGGUCUGAGAGGAUUGACGCACUGAAAUACCAACGUAUUAAGAAGGCAAAGAAGAUGAUGAUGAACAACAAUAACUCCAAGGCCAGAAGGAAAACAGGUGUCUCCACCUCUCAGACCCAGCAGGCCUACACCUCUCAGGAACCCCCGCCCGAAGAAGCUCUCUACCUCCGCAAGAAGAAGAAACGGCCCAUCCGCCACGACCCGUACAUCCGCUUCUCGGCCCUGCUGUACCGCCGCCCACUGCAGGAGGACCAGAGGGCCAUCCUGGCCAGCAUGGACAGCAUCGACCUGGACCACGCCACCCUCCUCUGAGCGGCCCUCCAGUCAAGGUCAACGCAUACGCGCCAGUCCUGCCUCUGAAACAACAACUAGCUACAUCAAACUCGGGCGGCAAACAAACGAAAUACAAAAGUAAUUGUUACAAGGACAACAACCAAAAGAGAAGGUUGUGUCCCGGAUUUGGAAAUAGAAUCGCAAUUACCGUAGAAAACGGGAAUGCGGCUGAACUUUAGGAUUUAGAUAUGUGGUUCCGCUGCCUUCGGAAAAAAAAGGUUUUGUGUAAUUGUUCACUUUUUCCCAUCCAAUGGGCGAAAGAAUAGUUCAGUAGAAAUGUGUAUCAGCCAUGAUCCGAGAUGUCAUGGAGAUGCGCACGGUGACGUUCUCAGCAAAAAUAAAAAUCGUUGACAAAAUGAUAAAAAAAAAAGGAAUCAGUAUAAGCGAGACAUUCAUACAACAACACAAUAUGAAAAGUAGAAAGAGUAAUUGAAUUGAAACAGUCAUUUGAACCUCUUAUUUAGUUUCCACUGUGCUAUUCAUAGCAGCAAUGGUCGUCUAUUGGAAUUACAUCUGAGGUUUUUAUCCUGGUUUGAUAACUAAAGAAAAACGUAAUUUGAAGAAAAGUUGGGGAAAUUUAAAACACAAGAGCAUAAAAUGUCUAUGCUUAAAUCGAGUGGUAUUCCCAUCAAAAGUAGAUAUUUAAAUUCGAAGAAGGGAAUUGCAAAUUGUAUAGCUGCCAUAGGUUUGAUUGUCUACUCCAGUGCAAACAUUUUCUGUUAUUCAAAACAGAUACUAUUCAAUAUGAUCAACUUAUGUCUAACAAUGUGUAUUUGUUUCAAAAAAGGAAAUCACACUGCAUUAUAACUGUUUUAUUAUUUGAAAGUUCGUUUUUUAUGUCCCUUGUGUUGGACCACAGUUUACAGAAUCUCUCAAUAAACCUCACUUUCUCUCUCACACACACACAUGCACGCACGCAUGCCAAUCGCACGCACGCAUGCACACACGCGUGCACAUACACACACACCUACAUACACAUACAUCCGCGCACACUCACACUUGACAUAAACCACUGUAUCACUUGCUCCAUUCUGCCAGAACAGUCUCAAUCUGCCAGGGAAGUGUUCACGUGUUCUUGCGCGUUACCAACGUUACCUCAGAGCACUGUUCACAAAACCUCGCCUACACCUAGCAUUCUUUCUAUUACACUUGAUUCAUGGACAGUUAACCUGGGUCCAUUGAGUCCUCAUGGACCAUGUAGAAAUAAUAACCCAGCCAUUAAAACACAACUUCCACUUCUGUUAGCAUGCAAGUAGGUUUGGCCUUCCAAUUUCCCUUGUUUCUGCUGAUGAAACUGUACAUUACAGUACAUUUUAUACACUUCAAUUAUACCUUAACCCCUGAGCAAAUUAAAACACAUUUGUAACUAUUCUUUUUGCCCUUUGAGUUUUUGCACUGGAGAAUUUUGUUUAUGUUUUCUGAUUGUCUCAUAGGUAGUCUGUUGGGCCCCAAAUCCUAUAUAAAUACUCUAGGGCAGUAUGCACAUUUUCAAUCAAACAGCAAACAUACAGAUACUGGAGGAUAGGAUUGUGUGCCAAAUAUUAAAAUAGUAUUUUUAAAAAAAUAAGAAAUGGACAUAAUUUGUCCAGCAAUGGCUGUAAAUGGCCUUAACGGACUUCCUGGUUGGUUGGCUGCUUUAGAUUCCAUUCUUUAUUGUUAUCAUUACUAUUAUUAUUAUUUUGUUUAUCAGACAAACUGCCUUUUUAGUUUCUUUACAUAUGGUCAGGUUAUUUAAAUGGUGAUCAUUAGAGGUAAGUCUAUUUAUCUCUUCAAUUACUUUUAUCCACUUGUCCAACCAAAUGAACCUCAAAUAUUUUUUAUCAUUUAAUUUGUUUACAUUGUACUUACUAGUUUAAAUGUUAUACAUAUUCAAAAACACAGAAAUUCAAGGGACUCUUAUUCUUAAAUGCUUCAUUACAACUGAUAUGUGACUACUUGAAAGCAGCUGAAACAAACGUUGCUCAAAUGUACAUACAUGCUAUAAACUAGAUACCUCUAGCGUUAUACUGUACAUUUGCUCAAAUCAGCUUACACAGCAUACAAGUUGUUAAUUUCCUCGUCUGGUGCUAAUGAAUGGAUAGGGUUUCACAUGAGGGAUUUCAACGGCUUGAAAAGCUCCACAUUACUACUGGCCUUCAUUGUUCUCGUAGUGGCUCAGGAUGGAAAAUGUUGUGUUUAUAAAGAGCAAUGAGGUCUACUGUGGUUAGUCAAAUAAAAAUUCCUAAACUAACUUAAUAAAUCGUUAAUAAACAUUCUCCAAAAGUAAUGUAACUUUCUUGGUAACCCUGGAAGAGACAAUAUUGAAUGGUUAUCUCUUGUAUACUGGCUAGGAUUCUGAAAGCCCAGUUCUGAGUAUACUGGAGCUUUUUGGUGCUACUAAUACUGCUUACGAUUCAAAUGGAAAGUGCAUUGCAGUUGCUCAGCAUUAAGGCAAUGAAGGCAAGGAAAGACAUAUUUUAUUAUUUGUAAUGAUCGAGCCUCAAUGUUUUAGUUGUUAAAUGAAACAUUUCAAAUAUGUAUUUGGCGAGAUAUUGGAAUUAAAUAGGAGAUUAUUGAACUUGAUUUGAAGUCCCAUCUUCUAGUUUUUUGUUGUUAACAGCCAGUUGUUGUAUCAUUCAGACAUAGAGAACACACGUUUUUUUUAUAACAAUGAAACAAUAGUAAGGUAAAGGUCAGAUGAGGGUGACAGUGGUCAGAGUAUGUGGAUGCUUAACAAGAAGAAGCUAAUGAGACCAUUGUGUGAUAGCAAAUUUAACAGAUUUUAAACCCCCCUAAGAUGUUGUUUUUCCAUUAACCGCCACCCCUUUCAGAGAUUAAACGCGAAAAAUUCUUGCGAUUAAGAAAAUUAGGUUUUCCAGAAGGGCUUGUCCACAAGCCUAUGGCAUACCCUUAGACUACCACAUCACAUUGUAAAUAUUCUCCAUACAUCUAUGGACUACUACAAUUGUGCAUCUUAUUAGCUGGGCAACGAAAGGAAUCUAAAAAUAUUAGAUCAUUAAUUUUAGAUCAAACCUAAAAGUAUAAAAAUAUAUUUGAAUAAAGCGCACUGUAUUUUCCAAGAAGCCCCCACGCAAACGCCCCCCUCCCCAAGGUGCUAUUUCUAAGAAACUAAACAUGAGAUGGUGCUGUGCUGAGACUACAUGCAAAGCAUGUCUCAUCAUUUAUACCAUAGACCUGCUGCACCUUUAUUUUAGUAGCAAAGGUAAAGGUUAUUUAAAAGCGUUUGAAAACAGUUAAAACUAUAUUCUUCAAAUUAAGAUGUAGGGCUUGUCUCACAUCAAAAUGUUUGUUUUUUUACUAUAAUUUUUUUAUCGAUAAUUUAAAUAUUUCAAAACAAUUAAAACAAAAUAUUAAAAAAUAUGAUUGGGUUUUAGUCCAUGUUAAGACUAUAAAAAGUAAGCUUGAAAAGAACGGCUGGAUGGUUUAUAUUUUAUCCACUCCACUCAAUGCUAUAUAUAUAUAUAUAUAUAUAUACACGCACACAUUGGCAUCAGUCUGGUAAGGAAUUUUAUGUACAUAAAAUUCUAAAUAAAGGCAUGCAGUUACAUACAUCCUUAUAAUAUAUAUAUCGUAUAUCCCUAUUUUUAUCAAAACUGUGAGGGUCAUUUUAGCGUUUUACCAUUUGCACAAAAUAUGCAAAAAGUUAUCUUUUAAAGCUGCUUACUAGUCCAAGAAAAAAUAGGCCAUGUUCAGAUGUAAAGAUAAACAAGAUCAAAAAGGUCACAUGGAAUCUGUAUAUUAUUUUUCAAUAUCAUACAUAUACACUUGAAUGUUGUAUUUUGGAUUUGUUUUCCAUUUGUAAUCCAUUCUAACUACAAAUUGAGCGACCAAAAUAACUGUAGUUUGGGUACUGAUAUUACAUGAAGGAAAAUGUCCCCCCGAAAAGUUUGACGCCCAUUAUUAUAUCCAUAACACAAAAUUGCAUAAUCAGAGAUUGAAAAAGCACAUCAAAUAUGGUUACCCAUCUCAAAGAUUCAUUGUCUUCUAAAGUUACAACAGUGGUGGUUGAUUUUGUUUUUAAAUAGUCAGGUUAUUGUCCAAUUAGAAUUAGUCCUUGUUAUUUCUGAACUAUUUCAUAGUUGAUGAACAUUUGAUGCUACAUUUUCUAAAAGUGCACCUUAGCUUCUGUAUAUGCGGUUCAUGCUAGACAUAUGGAUCUUGAUUCAUAGUGACAUUUCUAAGAUUCUAGAUAAAGCAUGAGUUAUCAUGCUGUGAUGUGCUACAAAAUUAGGAAUUGCAUAGUGAAUGAGUUGAAAAACUUGUGCAGCGUUGAACAUAUAUUUCAACCCAGCCAUCAGUGCUAGGACUCUAUACUUUGCUUCGCAAUAGUUAUCAACGUGGUGUACAAAAUAUCAGCCACAAUUAAUUGCCAGAAAUGUAUAAGCUGUAAAAUAAAUCUUGGUACUGUAUCAUUCUCAUCUGUGGAGCUUAAGUGAGGCUGAGUAUGGGUUUUUCAGCUGCUAAGAGGCUUGAGGUGCUUUAUAUACUGUACCAUUGCACUUAGGCAAAAAUGAUCACCAUGUUGUUAACAUUAUGUCGAUUUUAUUUUAAAGACAUUGAAUAGAUUUGUCUUCAGUAACAUCGAAAGGUCUUUGGUGGUACACACAAGAUAAGGGGUGGAUUUUCUGAACAUUGUACAGCAGGUUUGUCAAUUUAAACGCACCACACUUCAGCCACGUCAAAGAAUUUGCCAAACAUUUUUCAUCCUUGAAAACAAUAAUGCAACCACAGCAAAACAAUAAAAACAACAAAAGGAAACAAUAUACCAUAAUGCAUACAUUUUCAAAGCAACACAUACAUUCAGAAUAGAAUACAUUUUGAAAUUACAUAUUAACAUUAUAUUAUUAUACUUUUUGUAUUUUUAUUCUUAUCAUUAUUCUUUAUAUUAUUCUUUAUAAAUAUUAUGUUAUUUCUUUGUAAAUGUAUGUGUAUCUUGGCAUAUUAUUUGGGAAUCAAGUGUGCCCAACAUUUAGUUUGUUCAGAAUUAAAAGAGAAUUUAUUCCAUAGAGGGUAAUGCAACUACAAGCAAAAGAAAAAGUUCCCAACUGGUUUCGAUACUCGUGAGUAAAUUAUCCAUUUUCUUUUUUUACGAAUACUGGAUACCAGCAUUUCAAAUGAAAAAUGAAAAAAAUUGACCUUUAGCCCUCAUGCCAGAUUCAAUACUAAUGCAUGUGGAUACUCUCAAGAUUAUUCUUUAUUAUAGUUUUUCAAAUUUUACCCUGACAUUAUUAUUGCUUUUUAAUGCUGAUUUGAUGCUGAUUUCUGAAGUUUGUCAUUUGGUGUAAAUAUUAUUCUAAAUAGGCAUAACUUGGAACUUGUAUAUUAUUAUUAUUUUUUGUAUGAGAAAACAAUGCACACAAAGACUACUGAAGAAGUGUGAGAUUUGAGUAGCGUAGGACUUCAUUCAGAGACUCUUUAUAACAUACUGUGUAUAUAUAUACACAAAUAUAUAUAUACAGUCGUCUACAUGUAAGUGAUGGAAUACUUCUAAAUGCUAGAAAACUAGUUUUCAAAAUUGAAUAUUAUAGACACAGGAAAGAAAAAAAUAAAUAGAAACUAUAUAUGAUGUUAUAAAACCAAAAUGGUUGAUAGUAUCUAUAUUUGCAGAGAUUAAUUGUUUUGAAGAAUGUAUUAGUCUAUGUUUAUUUUAUUUUUAUAUCCAUGUGUUGCUUUCUACUGUAGCAAAUUCUAAAUCUUGAGUCAAGUAUAUACAAAAAGCGUGUUUGAUGCGUUUCGGUCUAAAACUAAAGUCAAAGUCAAAAGAGACUGCCCCAAAAUGUCAUUGUCAUUCUGUGGAUCGUGACAUUGUUCUCUUUGGAUUGAUUUGCAUAAAUCAUCUGUUUUCAGGAACCAUUUCACCUGACAUCCCUGUAGUAUUUCUUCAUUUCCCUUUCAUCUUUAUCCUGGGAAGCAAACUCUAUCAAUCUUCAGUUUCAGGCAUGACUUAGAAAAAUGUAAUUUUGUUCUUAAUAUUUGGCUGCUUUCUUCGUAAUGCGCACAGCAGCAAUAGGCAGACAGCAGAAAUCGGUGGAAGUAGAAGUAAUAUUCCAAAAGACUCAGUGGUUGGGGUUGUGUUGCCAAUGAAAUAAUGUUUGUUCUCACGCCUUUUGCUUAAAUUAUAUUUUUGGGAAUGUGCUACAAUAAGAACAGAAAAAAGCUGCCAAAGUUACCUGGGAUGUUGGUACCAGCCUCUGAGAGAAUCCUGGCCUCUUCUCCAGAGCUGCACUAUGACACCACUACAUUGUACAUUCUGACAACUGGUGCUAUUUUACUCUACAUCUGUGGUGCUGGUUUCCCUCGUGAGCUAUUUGCUUCAAAUAAUAAUGUAGCUACACUUUCCUGUACUGUAAACUGGAUGCUUGUUUGAAGCCAGGAUUGGAAGUUAUAGGAAUGAAUACACAAGGCGGACAGAUUAUCUCAAUGUUGUUGUUUUUUUGAAGACAAACGAUUUGGAGGGCAACGUUUCUGUUGAAGAGAUGCAAAAUUGUUGUCAAUUGUUUUGAUUGUUUUUCAAUACAACCCAUGUAACAUUUGCGAAGACUUUUUGUCUUGAUUCUGUUUUCACUCGGUUCAUGCUGCAGGGAAUAAAACAGAUCGGACUCAAAGUGUCAACUUUCAUGUUUCGGGGCAAUUUGAGAAAACACCUUAAAGGUGAUUUUUAUGUCAAAUGUUACAGUGUAUGGGUGAUAUGUGUUUGGUGCUGAGCCAGGGUCAAAACACAUAUCUUCCCAUGCAGUGAAUCCGUCAUGCCUGUUGGAAAUUCUUAAAGGAUUUCAGGAUAACUUUUAAUUGGUACAUGCAUACUGUCUAUGCUUCCUUCAUGUUUAUAAAGCAGCACCAUUGGAGUCUGGUGUAUUGACUGGAAUCUGCUUAGCAGCAAACUCGAAAAUCUCUUUUCCACCCUUGAGUUUGCCAUGUCAAGACCAUAGUCACUUGGCAUUCCCAUGCCAAGUGACAUUUGUUUCUUGUAAAAAAGAAACUCACAUUUUCCCAUGGGCAGUAAUACAUAUUGGCGUAAUAUAUAUACCAGAAGCCUGUAUAUUUAUUUGGUUAUUUUCAAUACACUAGAAGCAGUGCAAGUAUAAAUUCACAAGCUUCUUUUUUGUGUACAAUAUAAAAUGUUAAGUCUUCCAGAAUUACCCUGUCCCUCUCCAACACACACGCACACACACAUACACACAUCUUCAAAAAGUCAAUGUGUCAUCAAAACUUUCCAAGAAAAGAACGAUAACAAGAAACAUUGUUUUACUUUUGUUAUUGAUAUCUAGCCACAUACAACUUACCUCAGAAUGACUGAGCCCCCCCCCCCCCCCCCCUCCACACACACACUACACUAUGUACCCCUCGGUUUCUCCACUCCAAACCUCUUAAGAGAAGUCAUAUCUUUUGAUUGAAGCUUUUUUCUUUGAUAUAUCUAUAUGUAUGUAUAUUUGUUGGCACAAACACUAACAAGAAUGUAUGGCUACUGUAUUUCCUAUUCACCAUCACAGCCCCUCAAAGUUGAAGCUUUUAAAGCAACUGAAUAGACCCGUCGACUUUUGUAUCUCCAAUGUCUUGGUAUGCUUGUUGUAGUUGUAUAUUCAUAAUGGUGUAUAUUACAUCAAAUUUUAUUUAUUAAAAAUGUUUAAAUUUUCUAAAA
Messenger RNA from Gadus macrocephalus (Pacific cod), 12449 nucleotides. Its product is annotated as protein turtle homolog B-like. The record is from RefSeq and is a predicted model, not a curated record. Lineage: Eukaryota; Metazoa; Chordata; Actinopteri; Gadiformes; Gadidae. Gene Ontology annotation, molecular function: protein binding. Gene Ontology annotation, biological process: cell-cell adhesion.